Messenger RNA from Lingula anatina, 2180 nucleotides. Its product is annotated as zinc finger protein 488. The record is from RefSeq and is a predicted model, not a curated record. Gene Ontology annotation, biological process: regulation of DNA-templated transcription. Gene Ontology annotation, cellular component: nucleus. Gene Ontology annotation, molecular function: protein binding. NCBI's taxonomy places the organism in Eukaryota, Metazoa, Brachiopoda, Lingulata, Lingulida, Lingulidae.
AUGGGGGUUAUUACAUCGGAGGAUAUUCCGUGUGGCCGAGAGUUUGGACCAUAUCCUGUGGGCCCAAGUAUUCUCGACCCUGGGGUAGGAAUCGCUUGGCGGACGCAGCAUUUUGUUGAAGAAGAGCACAAGAUUAAGAUAAACCCGGAUCUGGAACCAGAGACUUGGCUCCCACUUGUUCAGACUGCAAAAGACAUCCGAGACCAGAAUCUGGAAGCGUUACUACGAGAGGGAAGAGUAUAUUACAGAGUAAUCCGCCAUAUACCUGCGCUGGAGGAACUGCUAGUGUGGUAUGGAGAUGAAUUUGCUGCUGCUAUUGGUUUGAAGGACAUUAAAGAUGGACACAAUGUUACUAUAGAUGGUUCAUCAUAUUGCUGCCCAUACUGCAAGACAGAUAUUCGAAUGUAUCACAGUUUUCUGGCGCAUGUGGCAUUCCUAUGCCCACGACUCCAUGGGGAGCCAAGCGGCGACAAAAGAAAUAAAACUGACCAAGAUCUACAGAAAUUGGAUCAACGCGAUGGUAUGACCGCUGAAUCGCGCAAACGCAAACGAUCUGGAGGGGACGAAAACCAAAACACCAUUAAAAGGCGGUCACCUCACGAAGAGGGACAAAAAGAGACAUCACAUUGUCAAAUGAAGAAUGACGUCAUGGACGAUGAUGUUGAAGACGUUCAAGUGGGGCAUGGUUCUGGUAAGAGCGCUUUCAAGAGAGUCGAAAAGAAGAAUCCUGAUGUUGACAAUAUUGUAAAAUCGGAAAGUGCUGGUGGAUCGUUUCGAAGGAAGUCGCCACCUGGCGGAACAUUUGACCAAGAUGGUCACCCUAUACACGUUCCAAAACCCGUGACAAUGACUGUUAGCCACGCAUCAAGUAGUUACCUCUACACAAACAAUCCUUUCAUGUCUUUUCUCAGACGACCGAAUAUUCAAUCAGGCCAGGAGGGCGAACAAAGCGAAAAUUUUUACGGCAAAAUCGCUCAACUCUUUCCGCAAAAACUCUUUGAACUUGGUUCAGUGUUGCCAGCAAAUAAACCAGUGGAUCUGAGAACAAAUGUAACGCCGACUGUUUCAUCUAUUUGCGUGCAACCUACAUAUCCACAAUCAACAUCUUUAGAACAACGCGGGUCUAUUUUACCCAAACCAAACACCAACAUGAUCGAGAGACUUCUAAAUACUAACCCAUUACUUAAUGCAGCCAAUCCCUUCAUAGCGGCAACUCCCUUUAAUUUGACUCAGAAUUGGUGCGCAAAGUGCAAUGCCACUUUUCGAAUGACGAGCGAUUUGGUUUAUCACAUGAGAACACAUCAUAAAAAGGAAACAGACCAGGAGAAAAAGAAAAGAGGAGAUAAACUGCGUUGUAACGUUUGCAACGAGACGUUUCGAGAAAGGCAUCAUCUCACAAGGCACAUGACGUCACACCUGUAGCUAAAUUAAAACACUCGACUCUCUAAGGGGAUCAUAUUUAAUCUAUACAUCUAUACAGUGAAUUGUUAUCUGAUUGAAAAACAAAUACUUGGCCUUUUGUGUUGAAUAACGGCCAAUCCUGUAUUAUCAUUUUUGGCGAAUGUAAAUUGAAAGGAAAAUCAUUGUAUAGCCUAAUAUAUGCGAGUAACUGUUUGUGUAAUGUAGAUACCGUUUUGAUUAUCGUCUUUUUGAUAAUAUUUCUGGUCCAGUUGCUCUCUGGAUCUCAAAUGAGUGUACUUUCCCUAUUAUUUAACGCGGUCGCUUUCGCAGCAUCACGUAUUUCUGAGAAUUGUCAAGUAAACAUGUUUUGAAUUUAUAGGCAUAUUGCCAGCUUCAGCAUGAAGGGAUUUUAGCAGAUACGCCUGUGACAUCUACGAAGAAACGGCUGUAUAAGACUGUAUAUUGCAUAAUGAUGUCCUUGUUUAAUCACUGUUCAAAUGUAAAUUGCGUAAGUUCCGAGUAUUAACAAACACAAAAACAGUGAGCUUAUCUUAAUUAGAAGACCAAAAUUUCAGAUAAAUCUGUUAUCCAACUUCGAUGCAGGAGUGUUAUUGAUGUUAAAGAAAGCAUUACAUAAGGCAAUUGACUAUGUACAGCGUGUAUACAUGUGAACGUUUGAAGAAAGCAACGAUGUAAAAAAAUGGAUACAACGUAGACACACUGUAUGAGACUGUAUGUAAUGUUUGAUGUAAAAGUCUGCAUUGAAACAACCUAUAGGA